Molecule: messenger RNA, 9505 nt
Organism: Piliocolobus tephrosceles (Ugandan red Colobus)
Lineage: Eukaryota; Metazoa; Chordata; Mammalia; Primates; Cercopithecidae
Gene: LAMA1
Product: laminin subunit alpha 1
Exons: 63
Coding region: 70-9312 (3080 amino acids)
Biological process (GO): regulation of cell adhesion; animal organ morphogenesis; axon guidance
Cellular component (GO): basement membrane
Molecular function (GO): signaling receptor binding; extracellular matrix structural constituent
Source: RefSeq, a predicted model, not a curated record
CGUCCCGCGGAGCUUUCCAGGCGGGCGCGCGGCUUUCUCCCCAGACCCACCGAGCGGCGAAGAGGCGAGAUGCGCGGCGGCGGCGGCGCGUGGGGCGUGCUCCUGGCCUCGCUGCUGUGGGUAGCCGCGCGGUGCCAGCAGAGAGGCCUGUUUCCUGCCAUUCUCAAUCUUGCCAGCAACGCUGACAUCAGUACCAAUGCCACCUGUGGCGAGAAGGGGCCCGAGAUGUUCUGCAAACUUGUGGAGCAUGUGCCGGGUCGGCCCGUUCGAAACCCGCAGUGCCGGAUCUGUGAUGGCAGCAGUGCAAACCCCAGAGAACGCCAUCCAAUAUCACAUGCCAUAGAUGGCACCAAUAACUGGUGGCAAAGUCCCAGCAUUCAGAAUGGGAGAGAGUAUCACUGGGUCACAAUCACUCUGGACUUAAGACAGGUCUUUCAAGUUGCAUAUGUCAUCAUUAAAGCUGCCAAUGCCCCUCGGCCCGGAAACUGGAUUUUGGAGCGUUCUCUAGAUGGCACCACGUUCAGCCCCUGGCAGUAUUAUGCAGUCAGCGACUCAGAGUGUUUGUCUCGUUACAAUGUAACUCCAAGACGAGGGCCGCCCACCUACAGGGCUGAUGAUGAAGUGAUCUGCACCUCCUAUUAUUCCAGAUUGGUGCCACUUGAGCAUGGAGAGAUUCAUACAUCACUCAUCAAUGGCAGACCAAGCGCUGAUGAUCUUUCACCCAAGUUGUUGGAAUUCACUUCUGCACGAUAUAUUCGCCUUCGCUUACAACGCAUUAGAACGCUCAAUGCAGAUCUCAUGACCCUUAGCCACCGCGAACCUAAAGACCUGGAUCCUAUUGUUACCAGACGCUAUUAUUAUUCAAUAAAGGACAUUUCUGUUGGGGGCAUGUGUAUCUGCUAUGGUCAUGCUAGUAGCUGUCCAUGGGAUGAAACUACAAAGAAACUGCAGUGUCAGUGUGAGCAUAAUACUUGCGGGGAGAGCUGUAACAGGUGCUGUCCUGGGUACCAUCAGCGGCCCUGGAGGCCUGGAACCGUGUCCUCUGGCAAUACAUGUGAAGCAUGUAAUUGUCACAAUAAAGCCAAAGACUGUUACUAUGAUGAAAGUGUUGCGAAGCAGAAGAAAAGUUUGAAUACUGCUGGACAGUUCAGAGGAGGAGGGGUUUGCACAAACUGCUUGCAGAACACCAUGGGGAUCAACUGUGAGACCUGUAUUGAUGGACAUUACAGACCACACAAAGUGUCUCCUUAUGAGGAUGAGCCUUGCCGCCCCUGCGACUGUGACCCUGUGGGGUCCCUCAGUUCUGUCUGUAUUAAGGAUGACCUUCAUUCUGACUUACGCAAUGGGAAGAGGCCGGGUCAGUGCCCGUGUAAGGAAGGCUAUGCAGGAGAAAAAUGUGAUCGCUGCCAGCUUGGCUAUAAGGAUUACCCGGCCUGUGUCUCCUGUGGGUGCAACCCAGUGGGCAGCGCCAGUGACGAGCCCUGCACAGGGCCCUGUGUUUGUAAGGAAAAUGUGGAGGGGAAAGCCUGCGAUCGCUGCAAGCCAGGAUUCUAUAACCUGAAAGAAAAAAACCCCCAGGGCUGCUCCGAGUGCUUCUGCUUUGGCGUUUCCGAUGUCUGCAGCAGCCUCUCUUGGCCUGUUGGUCAGGUAAGCACUAUGUCCGGGUGGCUGGUCACCGACCUGAUCAGUCCCAGGAGGAUUCCGUCUCAGCAAGAUGCACUGGGCGGGCGCCACCAGGUCAGCAUCAACAACACUGCGGUCAUGCAGACGCUGGCUCCCAAGUACUACUGGGCGGCCCCCGAGGCCUACCUUGGAAAUAAGCUGACUGCAUUUGGUGGAUUCCUGAAAUACACGGUGUCUUACGACAUUCCAGUAGAGGCAGUAGACAGUCACCUCAUGUCGCACGCUGACGUCAUCAUUAAGGGAAGCAGACUCACUUUAAGCACACAGGCUGAGGGUCUGUCAUUGCAGCCUUAUGAAGAGUACCUAAAUGUGGUUAGACUUGUGCCCGAAAACUUCCGAGAUUUUCACAGCAAAAGGCAGAUCGAUCGUGACCAGCUGAUGACUGUCCUUGCCAAUGUGACACAUCUUUUGAUCAGAGCCAACUACAAUUCUGCAAAAAUGGCUCUUUACAGGUUGGAGUCCGUCUCUCUGGACAUAGCCAGCCCUAAUGCCAUCGACCUGGCGGUGGCCGCCGAUGUGGAGCACUGUGAAUGUCCGCAAGGCUACACAGGGACCUCCUGUGAGUCGUGCCUCUCUGGCUAUUACCGCGUGGAUGGAAUACUCUUCGGAGGAAUUUGUCAGCCCUGUGAAUGCCGCGGCCAUGCAGCUGAGUGCGACGUUCACGGCGUUUGCAUUGCAUGUGCGCACAACACCACCGGCGACCACUGUGAACAGUGCUUGCCCGGCUUCUACGGGGAGCCUUCCCGAGGGACUCCUGGGGACUGCCAGCCCUGCGCCUGCCCUCUCACCAUAGCCUCCAACAAUUUCAGCCCCACCUGCCACCUCAAUGAUGGGGAUGAGGUGGUCUGCGACCAGUGUGCCCCAGGAUACUCAGGAGCUUGGUGUGAGAGAUGUGCAGAUGGUUACUAUGGAAACCCAACAGUGCCUGGCGAAUCUUGUGUUCCCUGUGACUGCAGCGGCAACGUGGACCCCUCGGAGGCUGGUCACUGUGACUCGGUCACCGGGGAGUGCCUGAAGUGCCUGGGGAACACAGACGGCGCCCACUGUGAAAGGUGUGCUGAAAGCUUCUACGGGGACGCUGUGACAGCCAAGAACUGCCGUGCCUGCGGAUGCCAUGCGAAAGGCUCCCAUUCUGCCGUGUGCCAUCUUGAGACCGGACUCUGCGACUGCAAACCAAACGUGACUGGACAGCAGUGUGACCAGUGUUUGCAUGGCUAUUACGGGCUAGACUCAGGCCAUGGCUGCCGGCCCUGCAAUUGCAGCGUGGCGGGCUCUGUGUCAGAUGACUGCACAGAUGAAGGCCAGUGUCACUGCGUCCCAGGUGUGGCAGGGAAAAGGUGUGACAGGUGUGCCCGUGGCUUCUACGCCUACCAGGAUGGCAGCUGUACACCCUGUGACUGCCCACACACUCAGAAUUCCUGCGACCCAGAAACUGGAGAGUGUGUCUGCCCCCCUCACACACAGGGUGUGAGGUGUGAAGAAUGUGAGGAUGGGCACUGGGGCUACGAUGUGGAGAUGGGGUGCCAGGCCUGCAACUGCAGUCUCGUGGGGUCGACUCAUCAUCAGUGUGACGUGGUCACCGGCCAUUGCCAGUGCAAGUGGAAAUUUGGUGGCCGGGCCUGUGAUCAGUGCUCCUUGGGUUACAGAGACUUUCCCGACUGUGUUCCCUGUGACUGUGACCUGAGGGGGACGUCGGGGGAUGCCUGCAACCUGGAGCAGGGUCUCUGCGGCUGUGCAGAGGAAUCUGGGGCCUGCCCUUGCAAGGAGAAUGUCUUUGGCCCUCAGUGCAACGAGUGUCGAGAGGGCACCUUUGCUCUCCGCGCAGACAACCCCCUGGGCUGCAGCCCCUGCUUCUGCUCCGGGCUGUCCCACGUCUGCUCAGAGCUGGAGGGCUACGUGAGGACCCCAGUAACGCUGAGCUCCAAUCAGCCUCUUCUGCGUGUGGUUUCUCAGAGUAACCUGAGGGGCACGACUGAGGGGGUUUACUACCAGGCCCCUGACUUCCUGCUGGAUGCCGCCACCAUCCGGCAGCACAUCCAUGCAGAGCCGUUUUACUGGCGGCUGCCGCAGCAGUUCCAGGGAGACCAGCUCAUGGCCUAUGGUGGCAAACUGAAGUACAGCGUGGCCUUCUAUUCUUUGGAUGGCGUCGGCACCUCCAAUUUUGAGCCUCAAGUUCUCAUCAAAGGUGGUCGGACCAGAAAGCAAGUCAUUUACAUGGAUGCACCAGCGCCAGAGAAUGGAGUGAGGCAGGAACAAGAAGUAGCAAUGAGAGAGAAUUUUUGGAAAUAUUUUAACUCUGUUUCGGAAAAACCUGUUGUGCGAGAGGAUUUUAUGUCUGUCCUUAGCAAUAUUGAGUACAUCCUCAUCAAGGCAUCAUAUGGUCAAGGAUUACAGCAGAGCAGAAUCUCAGACAUUUCAAUGGGGGUUGGCAGAAAGGCCGAAAAGCUGCACCCAGAAGAAGAGAUUGCGUCUCUUUUAGAGAAUUGUGUCUGUCCUCCUGGCACUGUGGGAUUCUCGUGUCAGGACUGUGCCCCUGGGUACCACAGAGGGAAGCUUCCAGCAGGGAGUGGCAGGGGACCCCGCCCUCUGGUUGCUCCUUGUGUGCCCUGCAGUUGCAACAACCAUAGUGACACCUGUGACCCCGACACCGGGAAGUGUCUGAACUGCGGCGAUAACACAGCAGGUGACCAUUGCGAUGUGUGUGCUUCUGGCUACUAUGGGAAGGUGACUGGCUCAGCAAGUGACUGUGCUCUGUGUGUCUGUCCUCACAGCCCCCCUGCCAGUUUUAGUCCCACUUGUGUCUUGGAAGGUGACCACGAUUUCCGUUGUGACGCCUGUCUCCUGGGCUAUGAAGGACAACAUUGUGAAAGGUGCUCCUUGGGCUAUUAUGGGAACCCUCAAACACUAGGUGGCAGUUGCCAGAAGUGUGACUGCAACCCGCACGGCUCUGUCCAUGGCGACUGUGACCGCACAUCUGGGCAGUGUGUUUGCAGGCUGGGGGCCUCGGGGCUCCGGUGCGAUGAGUGUGAACCGAGGCACAUUCUGAUGGAAACGGAUUGUGUUUCCUGUGAUGAUGAAUGUGUAGGUGUGCUGCUGAAUGACUUGGAUGAGAUUGGUGAUGCCAUUCUUUCUCUGAACCUCACUGGCAUUAUCCCUGUCCCAUAUGGAAUUUUGUCAAAGCUGGAAAAUACAACUAAAUAUCUCCAGGAAUCUUUAUUAAGAGAAAAUAUGCAAAAGGACCUGGGAAGAAUUAAGCUUGAAGGUGUUGCAGAAGAAACGGACAACCUGCAAAAGAAGCUCACUAGAAUGUUAGCAAGUACCGAAAAGGUGAAUAGGGCAACUGAGAGAAUCUUCAAGGAGAGUCAAGACUUGGCCGUAGCCAUUGAGAAGUUGCGGAUGAACAUCACAGAAAUUAUUGAAAAGACAACUUUAAAUCAGACUUUGGACGAAGAUUUCCUGCUACCCAAUUCUACGCUUCAGAGCAUGCAACAGAAUGGGACAUCUUUGCUGGAAAUCAUGCAGAGAAGAGACUUCACACAGUUGCACCAAAAUGCCACCCUUGAACUCAAGGCUGCUGAAGAUUUAUUGUCACAAAUUCAGGAAAAUUACCAAAAGCCGCUGGAAGAAUUGGAGGUAUUGAAAGAAGCAGCAAGCCACCUCCUUUCAAAGCACAACAGUGAACUAAAGGCAGCUGAGGUGCUUGUGAGGGAAGCCGAGGCAAAGACCGAGGAAAGCAACCACCUGCUGUUCAUGGUCAAUGCUAACCUGAGAGAAUACAGUGAUAAAAAGCUACAUGUUCAAGAAGAACAAAAUCUGACCUCAGAGCUCAUUGCCCAAGGAAGAGGACUGAUAGAUACUGCUGCUGCACAAACAGAUGCUGUACAAGAUGCUCUAGAGCACUUAGAGCAUCACCAGGAUACGCUACUUUUAUGGUCUGCCAAAGUCAGACACCAUGUAGAUGACCUGGUCAUGCACAUGUCCCAAAGGAACGCACUUGACCUGGUCUACAGAGCUGAGGACCAUGCCGCUGAGUUCCAGAGACUAGCAGAUGUUCUGGACAGUGGCCUUGAAAACGUCAGAAAUGUGUCCCUGAAUGCCACCGGUGCAACCUAUGUCCGUUACAACAUCCAGAACCUGAUCGAAGAAUCGGAAGAACUGGCCAAAGAUGCUCACAGGACUGUGACUGAGAUAAGCCUGCUCUCAGAAUCCCUUGUUUCUAAUGGGAAAGCGGCCGUGCGGCGCAGCUCCAGAUUUCUAAAUGAAGGCGACAACCUCAGCAGGAAGCUUCCAGUUAUUGCAUUGGAACUGAGUGAACUGAGAAAUAAGACAAACAGAUUUCAAGAGAAUGCUGUUGAAAUUACCCGGCAGACCAACGAAUCAGUCUUGAUACUCAGAGCAAUUCCUGAAGAUACAAGAGACAAAGGAGCUAAAACCAAAGAGCUGGCCAAGUCUGCAAGCCAGAGCGCGGUGAGCACGCUGAGGGACGUGGCAGGGCUGAGCCAGGAGCUGCUGAGCACAUCUGCCAGCCUGUCCAGGGUCAACACCACAUUACAAGAGACACACCAGCUUCUGCAGGACUCCACCAUGGCCACUCUGUUGGCUGGAAGAAAAGUCAAAGACGUGGAAACUCAAGCCAACCUUUUGUUUGAUCGGUUGAAGCCUUUGAAGAUGUUAGAAGAGAAUCUGAGCAGAAACCUAUCAGAAAUUAAACUGCUCAUCAGCCAGGCCCGGAAACAAGCAGCUUCUAUUAAAGUCGCUGUGUCUGCAGACAGAGAUUGCAUCCGGGCCUACCAGCCUCAGAUUUCCUCUACUAACUACAACACCUUAACACUAAAUGUUAAGACACAGGAACCCGAUAAUCUUCUCUUCUACCUCGGUAGCAGCACCUCUUCUGAUUUCCUUGCAGUGGAGAUGCGGCGAGGGAAAGUGGCCUUGCUGUGGGACCUGGGCUCCGGGUCCACACGCUUGGAGUUUCCAGACUUUCCCAUUGAUGACAACAGAUGGCACAGUAUCCAUGUAGCCAGAUUUGGAAACAUUGGUUCACUGAGUGUAAAGGAAAUGAGCUCAAAUCAAAAGCCACCAGCAAAAACAAGUAAAUCCCCUGGGACAGCCAAUGUUCUGGAUGUAAACAAUUCAACACUCAUGUUUGUUGGAGGUCUUGGAGGACAAAUCAAGAAAUCUCCUGCUGUGAAGGUUACUCAUUUUAAAGGCUGCUUGGGAGAGGCCUUCCUAAAUGGAAAAUCCAUCGGCCUAUGGAACUAUAUUGAAAGGGAAGGCAAGUGCCAUGGGUGCUUCGGAAGCUCCCAGAAUGAAGACCCUUCCUUCCAUUUUGAUGGGAGUGGGUACUCUGUCGUGGAGAAGUCACUUCCGGCUACCGUGACCCAGAUAAUCAUGCUUUUUAAUACCUUUUCACCUAAUGGACUUCUUCUCUACCUGGGUUCAUACAGCAUAAGAGACUUUUUAUCCAUUGAGCUGUUCCAUGGCAGAGUGAAGGUUACGACUGACCUGGGUUCAGGACCGCUUACCCUUUUGACAGACAGACGUUAUAACAAUGGAACCUGGUACAAAAUUGCCUUCCAGCGAAACCGGAAGCAAGGAGUCCUAGCAGUUAACGAUGCCUUUAACACCAGCAAUAAAGAAACCAAGCAGGGCGAGUCUCCGGGAGCAUCUUCCGACCUCAACCGUCUAGACAAGGAUCCGAUUCAUGUGGGUGGAUUGCCAAGGUCAAGAGUUGUAAGGAGAGGUGUCACCACCAAAAGCUUUGUGGGCUGCAUCAAGAACCUGGAAAUAUCCAGAUCAACCUUUGACUUACUCAGAAAUUCCUACGGAGUGAGAAAAGGCUGCUUACUAGAGCCCAUCCGGAGUGUUAGCUUCUUGAAAGGCGGCUACAUUGAAUUGCCACCCAAGUCUUUGUCACCAGAAUCGGAAUGGCUGGUAACAUUUGCCACCAAGAACAGCAGCGGCAUCAUCCUGGCUGCCCUCGGUGGGGAUGUGGAGAAGCAGAGCGAUCGUGAGGAGUCACACGUGCGCCUCUUUUCCAUCAUGCUGAUUGGAGGCAACAUUGAGGUACAUGUCAAUCCUGGGGAUGGCACAGGCCUGAGGAAGGCUAUUCUACACGCUCCCACGGGUACAUGCAGCGACGGACAAGCACAUUCCAUCUCCUUGGUCAGGAAUCGGAGAAUUAUCACUGUCCAGUUGGAUGAGAACAAUCCUAUGGAAAUGAAGUUGGGCCCAUUAGUAGAAAGCAGGACGAUAAAUAUGUCCAAUCUGUACGUCGGGGGAAUUCCAGAGGGAGAGGGGACAGCGCUGCUCACAACGAGAAGAUCGUUCCAUGGCUGUAUCAAAGACCUGAUCUUUAAUUUGGAACUUUUGGAUUUCAACAGUGCAGUUGGCCAUGAGCAAGUCGACUUGGACACCUGCUGGCUGUCAGAAAGGCCUAAGCCGGCUCCCGAUGCAGAGGACAGCGAGCUCUUGCCAGAGCCCCGGGCUUUUCCAGAACAGUGUGUGGUGGAUGCAGCUCUGGAGUACGUUCCUGGCGCCCACCAGUUUGGUCUCUCACAAAACAGCCAUUUCCUGUUGCCUUUUAAUCAGUCGGCUGUCAGAAAGAGGCUCUCGGUUGAGCUGAGUAUCCGCACGUUCGCCUCCAGCGGCCUGAUUUACUACGUGGCUCAUCAGAACCAAGCGGACUACGCGGUGCUCCAGCUGCAGGGGGGCCGCCUCCACUUCAUGUUUGACCUUGGCAAAGGCAGAACAAAGGUCUCUCACCCUGCACUGCUCAGCGAUGGCAAGUGGCACACGGUCAAGACAGAUUAUGUUAAAAGAAAAGGCUUCAUCACGGUUGACGGCCAAGUGUCCCCCGUGGUGACCGUGGUGGGAGACGGAACCACGCUGGAUGUGGAGGGUUUGUUCUACCUAGGAGGCCUGCCCUCCCAGUACCGGGCCAGGAAAAUUGGAAACAUCACCCACAGCAUCCCUGCCUGCAUUGGGGACGUGACGGUUAACAGCAAACAGCUGGACAAGGACAGCCCGGUGUCCACCUUCGUGGUGAACAGGUGCUACGCAGCGGCCCAGGAGGGAACGUUCUUUGAUGGAAGCGGAUACGCAGCUCUUGUCAAAGAGGGCUACAGAGUCCAGGCAGAUGUGAACAUCACACUGGAGUUUCGAACCUCCUCGCAGAAUGGCGUCCUCCUGGGGGUCAGCACUGCCAAAGUGGAUGCUAUUGGACUAGAGCUUGUGGACGGCAAGGUCUUGUUCCAUGUCAACAAUGGUGCUGGCAGGAUAACAGCCACAUAUGAGCCCAAAACCGCCACUGCGCUCUGUGAUGGAAAAUGGCACACACUUCAAGCUAACAAAAGCAAACACCGUAUCACUCUGAUUGUUGAUGGGAACGCAGUUGGCACUGAAAGUCCACACACCCGCUCUACCUCGGUGGACACCAACAAUCCCAUUUAUGUUGGUGGCUAUCCUGCUGGUGUGAAGCAAAAAUGCCUGAGCAGCCAGACCUCGUUCCGCGGGUGUUUGAGGAAGCUAGCGCUGAUUAAGAGGCCGCAGGUGCAAUCCUUUGACUUCAGCAGAGCGUUUGAACUGCACGGAGUUUUUCUUCAUUCCUGUCCUGGGACGGAGUCUUGAACUUCAAGCAGAAUCCUCAGUUGGAAUAAUUGCUAGUAUUUUGAAAAGAAGUGUUUGUGUGAAUUAAGAAUCUCUUCAGUUCAUAUUUCAUUUCCAACUCAGGUUAAGUGUUUCUGGGGAGAGAUGUUGUGUUUAUGUUACACUAAAACCACAUGUGCAACAAAUACCUCUAUUAAAUGGUCUAAAAUGUAAA